AUAUUUAAUUCAACAUUUAUAUAGCUCGAAUAAAAACGUGUAACGUAAUAAAUUUUGCGUAUGGAUUUGCAGUUAUUGAUUUAUGACUUUUUACAAAUCUCCAUGUGUGUGAAAAAUAUAACUUGUGUUUAAAAUGGUCAAAUCUUUAAUAUUAGUGGCCAUUUUUUACGUGUACUUAUGUGAAAUUAGAGCAGAAAACGGAACAACCGAGAAAUCUGGUAAUUGGUAUUCAACUGGAUCGAAAUUGGUUGUAAAGCGUUUUCUCCGAAAGAGUAAAGAACACACAGAUACUACUAAGUCAUCUGAGUCGUCUGAAGUAACUUCUAGUGAAUCAGAAGGGUUUAAAAUUAAUGAUUUUAUCAAUAUAUUCAAUAGUAAUAUUAAAGGACUCAAAAAAGCUAUCAAUAAUAAAACAACAAAACACGACUUAGAUAGGAGUCCCAUAACAGAAAAGAAUAAAUACAAAACGUAUAAAUCACAAACUAUGGAUAAGAAAAAACAUAAGGAUAGUAGUAGUAAUGAAGACAUAAGAGCAACUGAAAAAAUAAAUAAAAAAGGCAAUUCGAAUCAGAACAAGAAUAAAAAUCCUAACAAAGAGAAAUACCACCUUGAAGAAAGAAGUAGAGAAAUAUCUCGGAUUAAGGAAAGAAUGAAAAGUAAAAACCGCUAUAAAGGCAAAACUAUGAACCCAAAGAGAGACCCAGAAAAGAUGCAAGAAGCUUUUCAAUUAAAUGAAGACGUUACUCCUAUUCCGACUACAGACCGCGGCAAAAACAUGAACGUAAAAAAAUUCUUACCAAACAAAGAAAAUGGUAGAAAUAAAAACGAGAAUCAAGACAAAACUAGUAAAAUUGGUGGUAAUUUAAUUGGUGAAUCAGUUCCAGGACGAGCUUUGAACACUGGAAUGAAACUGCCCGUCCCGAGUGUAUCGAAAUUAAGAUCUCACCAAAAGAAACUAAACGAUUUGAGAUCAACAAGAAUGCCACCUAUGCUUAACCAACUUGAUGAUGAAGUUACAACACCAAAAAAAUGGGUAAAACCAAAUUCUGCGAGUCCGCCAAAUACACUUAGUCCCUAUGCUAUAUUGGCACAAAUGAAAAUAGUGAUGGACUGUUUUCCUCAUGCGAAUGCUACAUUUGAAACUAUUGGUCGGACGGUCGAAUAUAACGAUAUAAUCAUCGUUAAAAUUACUGACAGAAAACAAAAAUAUUUUCGAACUGAAGAAAGCAAAUAUAUAGAUGAGGUUCCAGAGAAGAAGAUAAUUUUUAUAGUCCAUGGAUUGAACGUCAUGGGGAUGACUAAAAUGUUGCAUCUCUCUGCUAUCGAAGAAUUAAAGAUACUAAUGUCAUACUAUUUAAAUCAUUUAGAGAAGUUUGACAUAUUUUUGAUGCCUUUGGCGAAUCCUGAUGGAUACUCCCUUUUGCAUAACGUUUAUCACGGAGGCAUGUGGAACAAGAAUGCGUCGCCUCAAGAGGCUUGUCGUGGAGUGUUAUUGGACCGUAACUUCGACGUGGCAUGGAAUGCCACUCGUCAGAUCAGCUCCUGCAGCCCACUGUACCCAGGCCCAGCGCCAUUCUCUGAAGUGGAAACAAAUGCCGUCCGAAAUAUUUUCCAUUACUUCGGUCACAAGAUCGUAGCGUACAUUAAUGUGCAUUCAGGAACAUAUAAUGAAAAAGUUUUUAAGGGAGAUGCCAUCUUAUACCCUCGAGGAUAUACAGAAUUACAGACGGAUGAUGAUAAAUAUAUUGACUUGAAAGGAGAGGUGGACGAGGCUAUGAAGAAUGCCAGUUUUCAAGUUAUGUCAGUAGCUGUUGACACCUUGUACAAUUGGUAUGGGAAAAUAUCAGGAUCGAGUGUGGACUAUGCAUCUACGGUUUACGGUAUUCCCUAUGCCUUGGAGUUUGUGAUGCAGCUGUACCAGGAGGAUUAUACAAACCCAAUACAACAUUACGCUCUCACCGAGAUCUGGAACCGGCUCAUAGACACAGUCUUCACCAACAUUUGGAAGAGUCUUCACGUCAACGAUCUCCGGAAAAAAUAAUACUAUUUAGUAUAAUAAUAAAAUGUUAUUAACACCUU
Spodoptera frugiperda (fall armyworm) is the source of this 2079-nucleotide messenger RNA. RefSeq names its product carboxypeptidase B. Gene Ontology annotation, biological process: proteolysis. Gene Ontology annotation, molecular function: metallocarboxypeptidase activity; zinc ion binding. The record is from RefSeq and is a predicted model, not a curated record. The coding region runs from base 134 to 2041 and encodes 635 amino acids. The transcript is spliced from 9 exons. Lineage: Eukaryota; Metazoa; Arthropoda; Insecta; Lepidoptera; Noctuidae.